Messenger RNA from Ostertagia ostertagi, 972 nucleotides. NCBI's taxonomy places the organism in Eukaryota, Metazoa, Nematoda, Chromadorea, Rhabditida, Trichostrongylidae. The record is from the annotation of a GenBank genome assembly.
AUGGAAAACCUUACUUCUAUCCUGAAUCUCCUUCGUUGCCAAAAUCCCGCGUUGAACCAAGCCGUGCCUUCAAUAACAUUGGCAUCGAUCUUGCGGGACCCUUUGAGCUUGCGCUGCUCGCAAGACGGCACAGCAAACAUAAUAAAACUUUUCUUCAACACAGCUCAAGUGAAAGAACAGUGCGAAGUAAACUGUGGUAAUAAAUUAACAUUCUUUCAAUUGGAAACUACGCUGAAUUACAUUCGCGGAAUCCCACCGUUCUUACCGUACCUGUACACAAAAGGUAACACUAGUGAUCCUACAGGAGACUUCCUAGUAGCACUUCCUGACAUCGCUCAUUUCCUUAAUAUGAGCGAAGAAAAGCCACCCGCGCCCAAUAAAGAGCCGCAAACGGCUCCUCCUCUGGAAAGCGACUCGGAGCACGAGGACGCCUGCGGCCUCCACCUUUUGCCCGAAGCACCUGACUACGGUAACCUUCCAAUUGAAACGUUCACUGGCAAGGAAAAGGAAGAAAAGCAACACAGUAGGCGAAAAAGAGGAAAAAAUGAAGAGCAGAAACAGGGAUCAGAAAAAAAGAGACUUAAGGUACACGAAAUACUCGAAUCAAUCGACGAACGCUUGGAGUACAUCGAGGGACAAUUGCAGAAGACUAUCGGCAAAAACGACGAAUUACUCGCAAGCUGCUCUCGUUCAAGCAAUACGGCCAUGCAACAAAGAUCUAGUAAUCGUAAGACUUGCUUGUUUUGCAAUGGCACCCAUUUCGCAACUCAAUGUACUGUUUAUGAAACAUUGACCGCCCGUGAUCAACGAGCGAAAGAAUUAGGCAAAUGUACACGGUGCUUGUAUACCGUUGAUCACUCAUCUACUGACUGCCCAUCGCAGGCACUCUGUUUUUAUUGUAAGAAGGCAAAAAGGGAAACAGAAAAGGCAAAACACCAUGCAGCAUUCUGCAUCUAUCACUUCCCAAAGUGA